AUGCCGGUGAUUGGCGCGAUGUUACUUCAGUGUGCACCUCCGAACGACACCAUGAGCACUCCGCAGAAGCUUAUAUUACUCGCCCUGGUGGCGACGGCGGCCCUCGUCGCAGACGCGAAGGAAGCAAACGCUAAAGCGGCCGUUGAAACGAAAGAAAAGAGCAAACGAGGAUUGGAGUUGAGCUUAGGAGGCGGCGGUUUCGACAGUUUCGGUGGCCAUGGACUGAGUCUUGGCGGUGGACACGGUGGAUUGAGUCUUGGAGGUGGACAUGGAGGUUUGAGUCUUGGGGGAGGUCUGGGUGGAGGUCUUGGUGGAGGCCUUGGCGGAGGUCUAGGUGGAGGCGGAGGCGGCGGUGGCGGUGGUGACGGAGGCCGCAUAACUGGUAUCACGAUACAUCGGGAGAACCAAGUUCGUGUCCCGCAGCCGUACCCAGUCGAGAAACACAUACCGGUACCGUACCCGGUCCAGGUCAAGAUCCCCGUGGACCGUCCGAUUCCGGUGCACGUACCGAAACCUUAUCCAGUCCCAGUAGAGAAACACAUACCCGUGCCAGUGGAGAAAUCGGUCCCAGUGCCGUACAGCGUGCCCGUCAAAGUGCCCGUGAAGGUUCCUUUCCCGGUCAGCGUGCCAGUAAAGAUACCGGUCGCGAUCGAGAAGGAGGUUCCUUAUCCAGUCAAGGUCCCGUACUUGGUUAAGGAGUCUUACCCCGUACUCGUUAGCAGUGGCCAUGGAGGCGGCGGUCUUGGCGGCGGUUUGGGAGGAGGAUACGGAGGCGGCUUCGGGGGAGGAUACGGAGGUGGACACGAACUGUCCCUCGGCUACCACCAUUGAUUAGGAUG
Molecule: messenger RNA, 839 nt
Organism: Dufourea novaeangliae
Lineage: Eukaryota; Metazoa; Arthropoda; Insecta; Hymenoptera; Halictidae
Product: H/ACA ribonucleoprotein complex subunit 1-like
Exons: 2
Coding region: 1-831 (276 amino acids)
Source: RefSeq, a predicted model, not a curated record